This is a messenger RNA of Closterium sp. Naga37s-1, 353 nucleotides long. NCBI's taxonomy places the organism in Eukaryota, Viridiplantae, Streptophyta, Zygnematophyceae, Desmidiales, Closteriaceae. The record is from the annotation of a GenBank genome assembly.
AUGCAUUCAUCCGUUGUUGCUUCAAUACUCCUGUUGUCCCGCUGUUCUCUGCAUUUGCUCUCUUAUUUCCUCUCCCUUCCUCUCUCACCUCCCCUACCUGCUCCUUCCCCCCCUCCUUCUACCCAUCUCCUUUCUCUCUACCCAUCCCCUUCCAGCAACGCUAACUCAAUGGGGGUGGAAUGGUGCUAUGCUUCACUGGCUCGACACUCCACUCUGGUGAGAAGCUUCACUGGCUCGACACUCCACUCUGGUGAGAAGCUUCAUCUGGCUCGACACUCCACUCUGGUGAGAAGCUUCACUGGCUCGACACCCCACUCUGGUGAGAAGCUUCACUGGCUCGACACUCCACUCUG